CAUCUGCACCUCCUUCUUCUCCUGGGGGCUAAAGGAGAUCACAGAAGGACAGCAGCAGCUCCGACAUCAGCAGCCUUCCUGGGAAGAUGUGGCCCUUCCUGCUCCUGCUCUCACUGGCCUUUUUACUGCCCUCUGGGACAGAGGCAGGAAAGAUCAUCGGGGGACACGAGGCCAAGCCCCACUCCCGCCCUUACAUGGCCUACAUUCAGUUUCUGCAAAAUGGGCAUAAGAACAGAUGCGGCGGUGUCCUCGUGCGGGAGAAUUUUGUUCUGACAGCUGCUCACUGCAGUGGAAGCUCAAUCAAUGUCACCCUGGGGGCCCAUAACAUCAAGAAGCAGGAGAAGACCCAGCAAGUCUUCCGUGUGGUGAAAGCCAUCCCCCACCCAGACUAUAAUCCUAAGAACUUCUCCAAUGACAUCAUGUUACUGCAGCUGGAGAAAAAUAUCAAGCUGACGAAAGCUGUGAAGCUCCUCCGCCUGCCCAGGGAAGAGGACCGGGUGAUGCCAGGACAGAAGUGCAGUGUGGCCGGUUGGGGGCGGAUCGCCCUGAUAAACACAUACCCAGACACACUGCAGGAGGUGGAGCUGACCGUGCAAAAGGAUUGGGAGUGUGAAUGCCACUUACGAAAUUAUUACAACAGUGCCAUUCAACUGUGUGUGGGGAACCCCACGGAGAACAAGGCUUCCUUUCAGGGCGACUCUGGCGGCCCUCUAGUAUGUAAGAAUGUGAUCCAGGGCAUUGUCUCCUAUGGACGAAAAAACGGGACGUCUCCGCGGGCCUACACUAAAGUCUCAAAAUUCCUGUCCUGGAUAAAGAAAACCAUGAAGAACCUCUAACUGCGGAAAUCGGACUGUCUUUUUUUUUUUUUGAGCUAAUCCAGAAUCACACUG
Molecule: messenger RNA, 890 nt
Organism: Pteropus alecto (black flying fox)
Lineage: Eukaryota; Metazoa; Chordata; Mammalia; Chiroptera; Pteropodidae
Product: granzyme B(G,H)
Exons: 5
Coding region: 87-836 (249 amino acids)
Biological process (GO): proteolysis
Cellular component (GO): cytoplasm; intracellular membrane-bounded organelle
Molecular function (GO): serine-type endopeptidase activity
Source: RefSeq, a predicted model, not a curated record